AUGUCGACUUUUGACGGAGUCAUAAGGGAAUUUCCUGGAGUCAGAGAACACAGCGUUUACUGCUCAGCCGCCACCCGAGCCAUGCUCCUGAAGCUUCAGAGAUACUCAUCUCGGAUCAACUUCCAUCAAGGACGGCUUGAGAAGGAGGAGAUCACAUACAAGCACCAAAAGAGGAGGCUGAAAUCGUUGCCUCUCGAUACACCCACAGAGAUCGAGCUAGAACCUGGUAACAUCAUAUGUGUUACCCUCUUCGAUGCUAAUCACUGCCCCGGUGCUGUCAUGUUCCUCUUUGAGGGAAAUGGCAAAGCAGUGGUCUACACGGGAGAUAUCCGGAGUGAGCCGUGGCACGUAAACGCCAUUGGACGAAGUCCCUGCAUGGUUGAGUAUUCCUCCGGCCUCAAGUCACUUGACAGAGUUUAUCUAGACACGAGUUUUACCGAGGACCUAGUCUUUCAGACGAAAGCCGAAGGACUCCGCGAGCUUAUCGAAAAGGUGGCACAGUAUCCCAAGACAACCAAAUUCUAUUUCUCGGCCUGGACUUACGGCUAUGAAGAGGUCUGGAUCGCACUAGCCAAGGCUCUGGAUACUCGGAUUCACGUUGAUGACUACAAGCUCAACGUCUAUAAGUCUCUCCAGGUCCCACUUCAGGAUGGCCAAUACAUGCACCUGAGUCCUGAAGCUCCGGCGCUAACUGGAUUCACAUGCGGGAAUCGAUUUCAGCCUGGACUUUUGACAAGCGACGACGCUGUUCGAUUGCACAGCUGCGAGAAGGGCACGCGUUGUUCGACCAUGGCUGAUGGGAGAAUAGUCUACAUCACCCCGAUUGUUGCCCAUCUGACCAGCACCAGUGAUAUGGCCGAGAUUGGCAUCGGCGGUGGGGCUGGUGAUCUUGAGCAAAACGAAGAGUUGGUUCUGAGCCCCGAAGACGCUCGUAUUCUCCUUCAGAGCCGAGCUAACAAGAGCAGCGUCGAUACGAGCAAAAACCUAUCCCCAGAUCUCAAGUCGUCACUGCCGAAUUUCCUCCUGAGUGCGGCAUCGGGACAGCGCCCGGUCACUCUUAGCCUUCCUCGAUCAAAUACCGAGGAAGUUGAGAGUGAUGAGACAGACCUGCAAAGGGCGCUGGCAUCACUCACCAAGGCUUCAGAUGAAGGCCGGGGAAGAGAAGCAGCCAGCGCUCUUCCCAACAGGAUCAGGUUUCCUUAUGCGCGUCACUCCUCCUACCGCGAGCUUUGUCAUCUGCUCCAGGUCUUCAGACCUAGGGACGUCUGGCCCUGUUCUGUGAACUCUGUGCGCUGGAUCAAAGAAGGGAUCACCAUCCAAAGACUCUUCGGUGACUACUGCACAGGCGAAGUCUUUCAUCAUGACGAGUACAUGGCCGAACUGGCCGCGACAUUGGAUAUAGGAGAGCCAGAGCAUUCUAGUCAAACAACGACUGAUUCUGGGGCGGGUCAAGAGACCGUACCUGGCCAUGCAGGGCCCAAGGAUAAGUAUCACAGUCAAGAGACUAGUUCCCCGCAUCCGAGCGCAGUCGACCUGACUGAGCAGAGAACGCGAGCACCUGGGCAUCUCCUUGACUCCCAAGAAAGCUCCAUCUCCACUCAGACGUUGGAGACUCGACAGGUCGCCUUUAACUCCAUGCUUGGUCUUUCGGCUGAUUGCGACUGGCCUGGUUUGCUCUCGACAACGGACAAUCACAUUCACGCCGAAGCCGAGCUCGGUGACCCACCGUGA
This is a messenger RNA of Cryphonectria parasitica EP155, 1731 nucleotides long. RefSeq lists its product as uncharacterized. Bases 1 to 1731 code for a protein of 576 amino acids. The transcript has 8 exons. Lineage: Eukaryota; Fungi; Ascomycota; Sordariomycetes; Diaporthales; Cryphonectriaceae. Gene Ontology annotation, biological process: interstrand cross-link repair; protection from non-homologous end joining at telomere; double-strand break repair via nonhomologous end joining. The record is from RefSeq and is a predicted model, not a curated record. Gene Ontology annotation, molecular function: damaged DNA binding; 5'-3' DNA exonuclease activity.